ACCAGCCACAUCCAGCCAGGAGUCAUACCGAGCCUGAGAUUGGCGGGGUCUUGUACUGCUCUCACACCGAACGUCGAUUUCCAGGAGCUGACUAACCUUAGACUUUGCCCCACCAUUAUCCGUCAACGAUUUCGUCCACGAUUUCCACCUCGCGACAGACCAACCCAGCAAAUCUCCCACGGACUAUUCACUUUGACCGUGCAUUUCGAAGCCGAAUACCUACCUUCCUACUGGCGGCGCCAACGCUACCAACUUCACAGAGAGGGCUUGCAACAUACGUUGGCCCAUCGCAGCCAGAGUAUCUCAGCAGGGCAGCUCUGCACCAUAGGCGAGGAGCAAUUUCCCAAGUCCCGCGUCUUCUCGAAUUCGAAUCGGGUAUUUUUGCCCCUUUCUCCCCUCCCUCUUUUCCUCUCGCGCAUCCAACUUCAACAACCACCAGCAUACGAUGGCGUCUGAAGACAGUACCCCCAGUGCGCCAUUAGGUGGAGGUGUAGGUCAUGGACGAGUCGAUACGCACGGCCGGGGAAGGGGUAGGGGCAGAGGUCGUGGCGGACAAUCCAACUCAAGAGGAGGCAGAGCACCACGCGGAGGUCGUGGCCGUGGAGGAGGAGGAGUAGCAGGAGCAUCUGUGGCAUCUGCGGCAUCUGCUCCUCCACCAGUCGAUACAUCGUCAGAGCCGAGCAACUCCGGCAUCGCGAUAAUCAAGCAGGCCACUAAUACCCCUACCACGUCCAACGUUACCGGUGCUGCCGGUGAUGAUGAUGUAGAAGCCGAAGUCUGCUUCAUAUGUGCCAGUCCCGUCGUUCACCAGUCUGUCGCGCCUUGCAACCACAGGACAUGCCACAUCUGUGCUCUGCGCAUGAGAGCACUGUACAAGAAUAAGGAGUGCGCCCACUGCCGAACCCCCGCAAACUACGUCAUUUUCACUGACGAUGCCACGAAACGCUUCGAAGAUUACUCCGAGGGAGCACCUGAUAUCACGACAACCGACGAGAACAUAGGUAUUCGAUACAACAAGGAAGAUAUCGUGGGCGACACAGUUCUGUUGCUACGGUAUAAUUGUCCUGAUACAGAGUGCGAUUUCGCCGGCCUUGGUUGGCCAGAUCUCCACCGCCAUGUUCGAAGUGCGCAUCACAAGAAGAUGUGCGAUUUGUGUACUCGCAACAAGAAAGUGUUUACCCACGAGCACGAACUUUUCUCCGACAAGGAGCUUGAAAUUCAUAUGCGCCACGGCGAUGAUCGCCCCGGUGCUAUUGACCAGACCGGCUUCAAGGGACACCCUCUGUGUGCUUUUUGCGGUCAGCGUUUCUACGAUGGAGACAAAUUGUAUGAGCAUUGUCGCAAUAAGCAUGAGAGGUGCUUCCUUUGUGAUCGUGAGGAUCCGAGGCAGCCCCAUUACUAUGUUGACUACAACGCGCUUGAGCAGCAUUUCAGGAGAGAUCAUCACCCAUGUUUGGACCGAGAGUGCCAGGAAAAGAAAUUUGUCGUCUUCGCAUCUGAAAUGGAUUUGAAGGCUCAUCAGCUGAGUGAACACGGAAGCUCGCUUUCCAAGGACGUUAGGAGAGAUGCGAGGCUGGUUGAUAUGGCUGGUUUUGACUUUCGACAACCGUACCAACAGGACAGACGCGGUGGUGGUGGGCGAGGAGGCUCUCGCGCACAUGGUGACAGGGAAAGAGACGGCCGAGGACGUGGGCGUGACCCAAACGCUGAGCCAAUACCAGCCAGUUCUGCACAGCCCCUGCGACGUGAUCAAUUAGCUUUCCAACGACAAAUGGCUAUACAUUCAUCGCAGUCCGUCUCCAAUCGUACGUUUGGCGGACAGCUGUCGUCCAAUCCGGCAGCGCCGUUAUCUACUCCAGUCAAUGAAUCAUCUCGACGUUCAAACGUACCCAUUGUAUCCGGAAGUACCAGCAACACGGCACCCGUCACGGAGCUGGAAGGUCUCAGCUUGGUCGACCCCAACUUGACACCCGAGGAACGGGCGCGACUUAUGCGCCACGCUGCCGUCAUCGAACGUGCUGCAAACCUCCUUCAGAAUGAUACUACGAAAAUCGCAACCUUCCGGGGGCACAUUUCGUCUUACCAAAAGAACAAAACGUCGGCUCCCGCCCUGAUUGAUGCGUUCUUCUCGCUGUUUGCCGAGACUUCCACGACAGCGCUUGGAACAUUAGUCCGCGAGGUUGCUGAUUUGUUCGAGGACAAGGCUAAAGCUGAACAAGUACUCAAGGCAUGGAAUGACUGGCGAGCCAUCAACGAAGAUUACCCAACACUGCCCGGACUGUCGGGGAUGCAUGGUGCAACGACUUCGAACAGUGGCUGGGCAGCAGCGGCAAACUCUCCGAUUGCCGUAAUUGCUGCACCGUCACAGCGACAUACGACAAGAGUAUUGAAAUUGAAGAACUCCACACAGCAGUCGCAACGAUCAUCGGCGCAGUCUCCAACUUGGUCGGCAGCAAGUGGAUCAACCCGAACUCCACCGCCAGCCGCUUCAUUCCCGGCUCUGCCGACAAGUCACGGUACGUCAACUGGCUCACGGCCUGCUGCAUCUGGAUCGUCUUGGAACCCAGUUAGCUCGAGGCAACCUACCCCCAAAAGGAAUGGCAAACCAGCUGGACGUGACGAUAAUUUCCCUGCGCUUCCUAUGGCUCCAAAGCCGACAACAACCAUCUUCGGUUAUGGCGGUGGUCGUCCCGUAAGACGGGACACACCUACCCGGACUACAGGCUUCAGCUGGGGUGGCGAUGCAUCUGCUGGUAUAGCACAAGAUGCCGGUGCUAUUACGAAUGAGGAACAAGUCGAUGAGGGCAAAGGCAAGAAGAAAGGGAAACAAGGUCGUAAGCAAGUACUAGUUCAAUGGGGUUAAGACGAAGAUAUUGACAUGAACCAUUUUACGAAGGCUAAAAGUCCACUUGAUUUUGGUUUUCAAUGUGAAUGUAUAUGGCAAUAUGGAUGGCUAUAGAUGGUGAACCAGGACCACUGUCUUGUCCCUUGGUUAUAAGCCUCACGACGAGCUCGCUCGUGGACUGAUCAAUAAGUAAUGAGUGGAAAGGAUGAGUUCGACAACCA
This is a messenger RNA of Truncatella angustata, 3066 nucleotides long. RefSeq lists its product as uncharacterized. The coding region runs from base 446 to 2863 and encodes 805 amino acids. The record is from RefSeq and is a predicted model, not a curated record. Gene Ontology annotation, molecular function: ubiquitin protein ligase activity; ribosome binding. Gene Ontology annotation, biological process: rescue of stalled cytosolic ribosome; protein ubiquitination. The transcript has a single exon. NCBI's taxonomy places the organism in Eukaryota, Fungi, Ascomycota, Sordariomycetes, Amphisphaeriales, Sporocadaceae.